UCAAACGUUUUUAUUUGUAAAUAUUUUUAAUUUUUUAAAAUAAACGUUAAAAUUUAAAAAAAAAACAUCAAAAUAAAAAGAUCAUAAAACAAUCUUGUAAAUAAAACGAACGACAACAAACCACAUACUGUGAUCUUAAACAAUAAAAGUGAAAUCAUUUUUUUUGCUAAAAUGAAACUAUUCCUAACUCUAGUCGCUCUGGUUGCUUGUGCCGCCGCUGACGUUUCGCACGUCACCAACUCUUACCUACCACCACAUUCUGUUUCAGCUCAAUCACGUACGGUAACAUUUACACCAUCUUCGGGAUAUUCUUCUUCAGGAUCAUCAUUAUCUCAUGGUUCUUCGGGUUACAGUGGUAAACUUCAAGUUUCCCCUGGAACGACACACUCUUAUAGUUCCGGAUCUAGUGGCAGUGUUAGUUCUUCGUCCUAUACAUCUCAAGGUCCUAGUGUAGGUCAAUCUUUUACUAACACUUUUAAUAGCGGUAGUGGUUAUUCAACUGGUGCCAAGCAGAUAGUACAAAAGACUUACUCUGCCCCAGUGGUCCAACAACAAACUGUGCAAAAGACUUUCUCAGCUCCCGUUGUACAAAAGACCUAUACCGCUCCUGUCGUACAACAAUCUUAUACAGCUCCUGGUAAAUCUUAUACUAGUUAUGACUCUUACAAGGCUCCAGUUGUACAAAAGAAUACCUAUUCUGGACCCGCUUCCGUACAACAACAAGCCUAUACAUCACAAGCUGUAAUAAAGGAAUCUUAUACCGCACCUGUUGUUCAACAGACUUACACAGCUCCUGGUAAAACAUACAAUAGCUAUCAAUCAUACACAGCACCUGCUGUUCAAAAGACCGUUGUAUCUGCUCCCCUGGUGCAACAACAAACUUUCUCAGCUCCUGGUAAAUCUUAUAAUAGUUAUCAAUCAUAUACUGCCCCUGUUGUACAAAAGUCUUCAUACACUGCUCCUGUGGUGCAACAAACUGUCACCAAAACUGUAAAACAAUCCUAUACUGCUCCAUCUGUUGAAAGAGGUUAUUUGGCUCCCGUUGUCCAACAAGCCUACACAGCUCCUGUUGUACAAAAGGCUACAUACACUGCUCCUGGCAAAUCUUAUACUAGCUAUCAGUCGGUAUCUGCCCCAGCUGUACAAAAAACUACUUACACUUCUUCAGCCACCCAACAGGCUUAUACUGCUCCUGGUAAAUCAUAUAAUAGUUAUCAAGCUGUAUCUGCUCCAAUUGUUCAACAAACAACUUACACUGCCCCAGCUGUUCAUCAGUCCUACACUGCACCUGGCAAAUCGUAUACCAGUUACCAAUCAGUAUCCUCACCUGCUGUACAGCAAUCAUACACUGCUCCGGCUGCUCAAAAGGUAACAUACACUGCCCCUGCUGUUCAGCAAUCAUAUACUGCUCCUGGUAAGUCGUAUACCAGUUAUCAGUCAGUUUCUGCCCCCGCUGUUCAAAAGGUAACUUACACUUCCCCCGUUACACAACAGUCAUAUACUGCUCCUGGUAAAUCAUAUACCAGUUAUCAGUCAGUAUCUGCACCUGCUGUUCAACAAUCCUAUACUGUCCAAAAGACGGCCGCUUAUACUGCUCCUGCCAUUCAAAAAACUACCACUUAUACUGCUCCAGUUGUACAACAAUCCUACACUGCUCCUGGUAAAUCUUACAACAGUUAUCAAUCUUACACAGCUCCUGUUGUUCAGAAAACUUUCUCAUCAUCUCCAGCCGUUGUUCAACAACAAUACACUUCUCCUAUAUCCAGUGCUGCUUAUAAGUCUCAAGCAGUCGAAACCUUUUCGGGACCAUCACACUCAUCUGUUAUUGCUUCAUCCGGUAUUGAUACUAAAUACGCUUCCAAUGGUGGCUACGUCUACUAAUUUCUCAUUUUUUGAUAUUUCAAUCAUCCGUUGAUGUUAUUACUCUCAUGAUCAUUUAGUCAUUUAUUAUUUCUUUUGGUUUAGAAAACGAAAUUUUUUAUAACGAUAUAUAUUUGUAUUAUUGUGUUGAAAAAGUAUUAAAUUUGCGAAUAAAAAACAAUUAUUUCAAACUUAUAAGAAUUAA
Molecule: messenger RNA, 2065 nt
Organism: Lucilia cuprina (Australian sheep blowfly)
Lineage: Eukaryota; Metazoa; Arthropoda; Insecta; Diptera; Calliphoridae
Product: flocculation protein FLO11-like
Exons: 2
Coding region: 172-1881 (569 amino acids)
Biological process (GO): positive regulation of transcription by RNA polymerase II
Cellular component (GO): RNA polymerase II transcription regulator complex
Molecular function (GO): transcription coactivator activity
Source: RefSeq, a predicted model, not a curated record